AUGUCUACAUCAAGUCAAAUUCCCGGCUCCAAAUCGGGCGGGAAUAACAGUCGACCAUCGAGCAAGGAUGGCCCCAAGAAAAACAUCUGGUCUUCCAUGCUGGAUGGUGUCGCUAAUGGGAAGCGAUUGCCAGAGAAGAAUCUGUUGAUAUUAGGAGGCACACCUGAGAGCCAGAGAGAAUUUCUAGAUACAUUAUCCGCAGACACUUCGGACCCCAAUCCAUCCAACGAGAAGCGAAAAGGCAGAAUACCGCCGGUCGCCAACCAAUUUGCCCUGGGAUACACAUAUCAGGACGUGCUAGAUGCUGAUCAAGAAGCUAUAACCUGGCUAAUGAUUGCUCUUCUGAAAGAUACACUGGCGCGUGUUUCCGCAUACCUGCUUUCUGAACCUUCCCUGUCCUUUGCGCCCCUCCUUCAACCACUCUUGACCCCCCAAUCCGUCCCCGAGACCUUGGUCGUUAUCCUGCUGGACUGGUCGGACCCUUGGACAUGGGUUCGGCGACUAAGGGAAUGGGUUCGCCUUUUACGACAUGUGCUUAUUUCCCUCGAUGAUGAGACAAAAAUCGUCAUGGAGGAGACUAUGACAGAGUGGCGCGAUCGGAAGAAGGGUAUGGAUUCGGCCGCUGGAGGGGUGACAAGCUCUGGUGGACCAGUUACUAUACCUUUGGGCCCUGGUGAAUGGGAUGAAGGACUAGGGAUUCCAAUGUGUGUGGUCUGCCAAGGGCUGCUCAUCAAAUUUUUGCUCGGAAAACAGGCCGAUAAGAUUGAGAAAUUAGAGAAGGAUCAUGGUUGGCACGAAGAAGAAUUCGACUUUAUUCUUCAGUUUAUGAGGACGCUCCUCUUGAAGCAUGGCGCAUCAUUGAUUUAUACCACACCGUUUCUUGCGAAUUCCCUACAGAGCUUGAUACAUGCUUCUCUCGGGAUACAUUCACUUUUGAAACGCCAGUCGCUUAAACAUAAUGUCAUCGACAGAGACAAGAUUCUGGUACCAUCGAAUUGGGACUCGUGGGGUAAAAUUCGGAUUAUCAGAGAAGGGUUCGAUAUGGAAGGUGUAUCAACUGGCUGGUCAAUUGAGAUCCAGGAUCCUCCCGAGCCCCUUAUUCCCGGGCCCGUGGAGCAACCACAAAGCGAACCUGGAGAGGGAAUGGAUGAUGGUACAAGCGCCGUCACAGUUUUCGAGCAGACUAUUAAAGACCCCAAGCGGGAUACUUCGAUGACACACCCGGGCAGUCAACAGAAUGGAAACAAGAUCGAAGUCGAGACGUCUGAUAUGCAAGGCUUCUUGUCUAAGCAGGUCGAAGUUUUGGAGCAACUGAAGGUUGAGGACGAGAAAGACCGUGCAACUAAGCAAGUGCCCCAGUUGGAGAUGUCACCCUUGGAUGAUAACGGACGGGUCAACGAGCAUAUUGGGCCCGUACAAUUUAACAUGGGAGGAAUUCAAGUUGAUGCGGAUGAUAUGCUGAGGAAAUUAAAGGAGAGAGAAGCCAGUCGGGCUCAACGAAAGGAGGCUCUUUCCUCGCCUGGCGACGAGAAGGCACACAACCAAGCUCUGGCAAACUUCUUCGCGGGCUUGGUCAAGAAACCAGGUGGCAGUCCUCGUGGCAGCCCAUCGGCAUAA
Messenger RNA from Aspergillus wentii DTO 134E9, 1617 nucleotides. RefSeq names its product dynein family protein. Gene Ontology annotation, cellular component: centrosome; cytoplasmic dynein complex. Gene Ontology annotation, biological process: microtubule-based movement; microtubule cytoskeleton organization. The record is from RefSeq and is a predicted model, not a curated record. The transcript is spliced from 6 exons. Lineage: Eukaryota; Fungi; Ascomycota; Eurotiomycetes; Eurotiales; Aspergillaceae. Gene Ontology annotation, molecular function: dynein heavy chain binding. The coding region runs from base 1 to 1617 and encodes 538 amino acids.